Messenger RNA from Trichoderma atroviride IMI 206040, 1534 nucleotides. RefSeq lists its product as uncharacterized. Gene Ontology annotation, cellular component: plasma membrane; high-affinity iron permease complex. Gene Ontology annotation, molecular function: ferrous iron transmembrane transporter activity. Gene Ontology annotation, biological process: iron ion transmembrane transport. The record is from RefSeq and is a predicted model, not a curated record. Lineage: Eukaryota; Fungi; Ascomycota; Sordariomycetes; Hypocreales; Hypocreaceae.
CCCAUCACUUUUCUUUUUCUUUUCCUAGUGUCGGCCACUCACUUGUGGUGUAGACAGACACAAUGGCGAAGAACGUCUUCGCCGUCCAGAUCUUCUUCAUUGUGUUCCGAGAGUGCUUGGAAGCUGUCAUCAUCAUCUCAGUCCUCCUCUCUUUCCUCAAACAAUGUCUCGGUGGACCAGGCCAGGACCAGGCCAUCUAUAAACGCCUGGUCAGGCAGGUAUGGCUUGGCUCAGCGGCUGGUAUUGUCAUCUGCCUCAUCAUUGGCGGUGGCUUCAUCGGGGCCUUUUACGGCCUUGGCAAGGAUAUCUGGUCAAAGUCUGAGGAUCUCUGGGAGGGCAUCUUUUAUCUGAUUGCCGCAAUCAUCGUCUCCAUCAUGGGACUUGCCCUGCUGAGAAUCAACAAAAUGAAGGACAAAUGGCGUGUCAAGAUUGCUCAGGCUUUGGCUGAGAAGUCGGCCGACGCUGAAAAGCCGAGGAACUGGCUUAGCGACUGGUCUAGAAGGCACGUCAUGUUCAUCCUGCCCUUCAUCACCACUCUGCGAGAAGGAGUCGAGGCCGUCGUCUUUGUCGGAGGCGUCUCUCUCAGCUUGCCUGCGACGGCCUUCCCUCUGCCUGUCGUUUGCGGCAUCAUCGCCGGUCUCGCGGUCGGUUUCUUCAUCUACCGCGGUGGCAACCUGAUGUCAAUCCAGCUCUUCCUCAUUGCCUCAACCAGCGUCUUGUAUCUGAUUGCCGCCGGCAUGUUCUCAAAGGCCGUCUGGAGUCUGCAGUACCACACAUUUGCCCAGCGUGUCGGAAGCGAUGUUGCUGAAGCAGGCAACGGCCCCGGCUCAUACAACAUUCUCGAGACCGUCUGGCAUGUGAACUGCUGCAAUCCCGAAACCGACAACGGCUGGGAUGUUUUCAACUCUAUUCUCGGCUGGCAAAACACCGGCACAUACGGCUCAGUGAUUGCUUACAACAUUUACUGGCUCUUCCUCAUACUUACGGUUACUCUGCUCAUGUACGAAGAGAAGACGGGAUCACUGCCUUUGAAGAAUGAAUUCUUGAGCGCUGCCUCCAAGGUUCCAGGCCUCCGCCGCUGGGUCGAGAAGAAGCGUACGAAGACGGAAGUCAACGAAUUCGAGAUUUUCCAGCAGGUUCAAGCUGCAGGACUCCUACGAGAAUAAGCUGGGUUUGGCAAGGUUCGGAUGCAUAGUGGGGCCCUACGAAAUCGGGUGUUGGGAAAAUGGGUUAUGAUAUCACGUUGAUGGGAGUUUUGUAUUGAUGGCGGAUAUAUUCAAAAGGCAAGGGUCGUUCAGACCGCACCGGUUAAUACUAUGGCUUGCGGAGGUGAAAAUAAAGGAUUUAUAUGCGAGUUUAAUGUCAUGUUCUAUUUUUAGCAAACUAAGCUGCAGUCUAUGUGAUUCCUGGUCUACUUAUUACCCCAAGAGGUUAACACUUUUGUUUAUAGCCACCCAAUUCUCUUAAACAUAUAGCUGCCUCCACCAACAACAGCCGUUGCCCCUGUAAAAGCUAUCAGUGUGCCAUACCCGCU